Messenger RNA from Ceratitis capitata (Mediterranean fruit fly), 1533 nucleotides. RefSeq lists its product as uncharacterized. Bases 1 to 1533 code for a protein of 510 amino acids. NCBI's taxonomy places the organism in Eukaryota, Metazoa, Arthropoda, Insecta, Diptera, Tephritidae. The transcript has 3 exons. The record is from RefSeq and is a predicted model, not a curated record.
AUGGCAUUACCGCUAGCGCAUCUCUUACUAUACGCUGCAGUGGCAUGCAGUCAGCAACGAGGUACGACAUUUUCCAAUCUCUUCACGGAACUUAAUCACAGAGAAGCAUUCCAAACCAUAGUACUAGAGAAUUGUGCGCGAAACACCUUUAUCAGCGAGCAGGUUUGGGCCGAAACACCGAAACUAUUGCUGGAUACAAAACUACACCAUCAAACUGAGCUCAAGAUGCACUUCAAUCAUCAUAUGCUGGUGAUUGUUUGUAUUGAAGCUGAAAAUAUGGCAAUUGAUGCACUAAAUGCGCUCGCCAAUCAGUUGCAGCACAUACGCCAAACGCGCAUCAUACUCUGGGUUGAGCACAAGGCUGCCUACUUGGCUGCGGUGCGCAAACGUCAAAUCGUCACUGAGUUAUUUCGCUACGCACAGUCGCUGCAAAUGUUGAAUGUUAUCGCACUUUUUGGUGAUUUUGGUGAUUUCGAAAGCAACAACUUGGUGUACACCUUCGACGCUUUUCCCAGCUUCAAACUCAAAUCCGCGCCGCUUACAACAGGUAUUAAUUACUUUCCCGAUAAAACAUGCCAACUAUACGGUCAUCCGCUCUACACGUUGCCAGAUCAGAAUCAACCGCGUACAUUACUGUAUCGCGAUACUAACGGUAAAUUGCAGCUUUCCGGUUAUGUGGGUAAAUUGGUGCAAGCUUUUAGCCAGCACCUCAAUGCCACCCUGCGCUUUUCACAAGCCGUUACCAUCGGCGAGAACAUAUAUCAGGGAGAUCAACUGAAUCGCACACGUUCGGGUGAAAUUGACUUUUCAACAAGUUUGGGUUCGUAUAAAUUCUUCGCGAACACGUAUGACUUCAGCUAUCCCUUUGAGUUCGCCAAAUGGUUGAUGAUGUUGCCGUUGGAACGUGAACUCGAAGUGAACGAAAUGUUUCUGUACAUUUUCCAAUCUCAACUGCUGCGCUACAUUAUUGUGAUAUCCGUUGUGACAUUUCUUACACGGCCACCCACCAAGCCACGUAUUCGUAGCUUAGAGGAUCUCGCCCGCUCGAACGUACGUUGUUUGAUUAAUAUGAGGGAAAUUUACGUUUUUAAGCAAAUAUAUGGCGAGGCGGGUUGGUCGCACUACAGGAAUGCAUUUGAAGUGAUCUCUUCUUGGCCAGAAUUCCUCGCCCGUCGUCUGUCUCUGAAUACGUCGUACGGUUACACGAUCACCACUUCAUUGUGGCCCAUAAUUGAGCUGAAGCAAUCAUUUAGUCAACGCAAACUCUUUCGACUGACCACAGAUAUCGUUAUGGAUGAUGAUCUGGUAAUGGCCAUACCCAUACAGGAGAACUCCGUAUAUAAAACUGCGCUCGAUCGGUUUGUAAGCGCAGUGCAAGAGGCGGGUCUCAUCCAUUAUUGGCGGGAAAUGACGUUUUUCGAUAUGUUAGCUGUCGGCUCGAUAAAGCUGGACGGCCUGAAUGAUUCACGCGCAUAUAGAGUGUUGGUCCUUGGUGAUUUCCAUUGGAUGUAUUGGCUGUUUAGCGUUAAGUAA